Amphibalanus amphitrite is the source of this 813-nucleotide messenger RNA. RefSeq names its product nuclear receptor 2C2-associated protein-like. The coding region runs from base 120 to 569 and encodes 149 amino acids. The record is from RefSeq and is a predicted model, not a curated record. The transcript is spliced from 2 exons. NCBI's taxonomy places the organism in Eukaryota, Metazoa, Arthropoda, Thecostraca, Balanomorpha, Balanidae.
GCAUACUUUGAGGGUUUUGUGGCGCACCACUGCAAAUGUUUAGAAUGGUUUAGAAACUAGUGUUUUGUGGGGUUUUAUGUGGAUAUAUAGCUCUUUCAAGAAGGCAGUGGAGAAAUAUUAUGGUCAUUAGUAUUUUGCCUGAUGCACGGAUAACUGUCAGUUCAGUUUUGAAUAGGGAUGUCAAGCAGUUUGGCAGCAAAUACUUGACUGAUGGUGAUGAAGAGACAUGCUGGAACUCUCAUCAGGGCAGUCCCCAGUACAUCUGCGCCCGUCUGGCGGCGCCGCGCCGUCCCACCGAACUGCAGCUGCAGUUCCAGGGCGGGUUCGCCGGCGGCGACUGCUGGCUGGAGGCGGGCGACGCGCCCGACCAGCUGCGCCGACUGCACGCCUUCUAUCCGGAGAACGUCAACCGGCUGCAGACGUUCCCGGUCGACUGUCCCGAGCCCGUCACCCACGUCAAGGUAGUGUUCAACACCAGCACGGACUUCUUCGGCCGCGUGGUGGUCUACAAGUUCGACCUGCUCGCCGACGAGCCACCGAAGACGGCGGCUGACGACCCUGCUACCUGACCUUUGUUGCAGCGGGAAUUGAAUGUCAUGUCGUCAGAGCCAAUGUCAAAUUGCUAGAUCAUAGAUGGUGACUGGUGGCCUAUUAUGUUCGGUGAUGUGGAACACGGACAUGUAAAAUGUCUACCUGUCGUUAUAUUAUGACGAAGGUCGUGCUGAUUCCCAUGCAUAUUGAAUAUUUUCAGUGUAUUUUAUUACAUUUGAUGACCUGUUGUAAGGCCAAUGUGAAAUAAAGGGGCUGCAUGUU